Molecule: messenger RNA, 939 nt
Organism: Sporothrix brasiliensis 5110
Lineage: Eukaryota; Fungi; Ascomycota; Sordariomycetes; Ophiostomatales; Ophiostomataceae
Product: sphingolipid long chain base-responsive protein
Exons: 2
Coding region: 1-939 (312 amino acids)
Biological process (GO): endocytosis; negative regulation of protein kinase activity; eisosome assembly
Cellular component (GO): plasma membrane; eisosome filament
Molecular function (GO): lipid binding
Source: RefSeq, a predicted model, not a curated record
AUGGCCAACAUUCUGGCCUGGCUCCCUCGAACGAGCGGCGAGCAGAACAACCGUGGUCUUUCCAUUCGCUCCAAGGGCAACAGCAACAAAAACCGCGGCGGCGGCUUUUCGUUCUCGUCGCUUCGCGGCACGUCUCAGCCCGAGCUCUCUAAGCGUCUCUACCGUCUCAUCAAGUCCGAGAACUCCUUGAUCAGCGCCCACGAGACCGCCGGCCGCGAGCGCGUGUCGAUUGCCACCCAGCUGUCGGAGUGGGGCGAGCAGACGCACGAUGAUGCCGUGUCGGACAUCAGCGACAAGGUUGGCGUCGUGCUCUCCGAGAUUGGCGAGCAGGAGGACCAGUACGCACACGCCCUGGACGACAGCCGCGCCGUUCUCAAGGCCGUCCGCAACACGGAGAAGAGCGUCCAGCCCAGCCGCGAUAACAAGGCCAAGAUCUCCGACCAGAUCGCCUUUCUCAAGACCAAGGAGCCCGACAGCCCCCGCCUGGUGGUUCUGGAGCAGGAGCUUGUCCGCGCCGAGGCCGAGAACCUGGUGGCCGAGGCCCAGCUCACCAAUGUGACGCGCCAGAAGCUCAAGGAGGCCUUUGAGGCCGAGUUUGCCGCCACCAUUGAGCGCGCCGAGAAGCAGAUCAUCCUCGCCCGCCACGGCCAGCGCCUGCUCAAGCUGCUUGACGACACCCCGGUCGUCCCGGGCGACUCCCGCGCCGCCUACCAGUACAGCGGCCAGGCCCGCCAGAUCCUCAACGACGCCGAGGAUGAUCUGCGCGAGUGGCAGCCCGAGAUCAACGACGACGAGGCCGAAACCAACGGCCACGAGGGCAACAUCACCGGCAACGUCCGCCACGACGGCGCGGGCUCGAUCGGUGCCGACGACACGGGUGCCGAGGGUGCCGCAGGUGCCGAAGGUGCCGACGUCGAGCGUGUAGUCGGUGAGGCUUAA